Messenger RNA from Anoplophora glabripennis (Asian longhorned beetle), 302 nucleotides. RefSeq names its product coiled-coil domain-containing protein 103. NCBI's taxonomy places the organism in Eukaryota, Metazoa, Arthropoda, Insecta, Coleoptera, Cerambycidae. Bases 66 to 302 code for a protein of 78 amino acids. The record is from RefSeq and is a predicted model, not a curated record. Gene Ontology annotation, cellular component: outer dynein arm. The transcript is spliced from 2 exons. Gene Ontology annotation, biological process: determination of left/right symmetry; epithelial cilium movement involved in extracellular fluid movement; inner dynein arm assembly.
UUUUUAUAUUCACGAGUAAGCUUUCAAAUAUGUUACUAUGGAAACAGUGACAUUGAUUAAGCAAAAUGUCGAAGUCGACUGAAAAUAUAAGAAAUUUAGAUAUGUAUAAAGAAUUACAAUCAUCGAUAAACAAAGAGAAGCUAUAUUGGAUAAGAAAUGAUGCCAAAUUAAGGGCCGUUGUGACAUCGCAAUCAUAUGAUGAAUUUAGAGAUAUUGUUGCUGCUGCUCAUCUGAAGCCUCUAUCCAAAAAAGAUAUUACAGAGAAAAGACAAAUGAGUUGGAAUAAGUCAAAGAUGGAUUAA